Molecule: messenger RNA, 2056 nt
Organism: Ipomoea triloba (trilobed morning glory)
Lineage: Eukaryota; Viridiplantae; Streptophyta; Magnoliopsida; Solanales; Convolvulaceae
Exons: 6
Coding region: 175-1731 (518 amino acids)
Source: RefSeq, a predicted model, not a curated record
AUUGUUUUCCUUUUGCGAUUGGUAUCUCUAACGAUACAUCGCCGGUUUCCUUCCCUGGCGCCGGUGAUAUCCUCCCUUGCGUAGGUGUUCUCACGUUUUGGCGCCGGUCUACAUUCAUUGCAGUCGGCUCUUCUUCACUCUCGCUUGUCGGCAUAGUCAUAGGCUCGGAGUUCCAUGGCGGGCUCUUCUACUUGGAGGUCGAAGCGUCUGAGGAGGAACGCUUCUAAUGGUGUUGGAGGGGACACUGAUGAAGGUAUUCAAGCUAAUAUGCUGGAUAAUCCGCCCUCAGACAAUUUGGAAUCUCCCCCUGUUGUUUUGCCCACUACCGUCCAACCAGACCCGGUGCAAGAUGAUUCUGAUAGUGGGCUUGGUGGGGAGGAUGUGCAGUUGUUUCCUGAAUUGAAGAUUCGUGGCAGCCCAAAGCAUUUAGCAUGGCCAAUUAAGCGCUUUAAUGCUUGUCAAAAGAACGCCGUGCGUGCGCUUGGACUUGGAGAUAUGUUGGACUUUCAGGUUGAAGGUAUUCCAAAGUCUAUGUGUAGGUGGCUGAUUAGUAAUUUUGACCCAACUAACAUGUGUUUGAGCCUGGAGAACGGAUUGGUCCUCCCUGUUACAGAGGAGGAUGUUCAUUAUACAUUGGGUCUUCCGCAGGGUAGUGUUGUUAUUACAAAGAGAAAAAAGGAUGAUGUCAGUGAUACCUUAAAGGAAUGGAGGUCUAAGUUCAACAAAGAGAAGCAUGAUAUCACACCGGCUAUGAUUGCAACUAAGGUCAGAUCUCUUUUGGAGGGGGAUGUCUGGUUUAAGCGCCAUUUUGCCGUUCUUGUUGUCAGUGUUUUGGGUGGGACGAUGACAAACGGGUAUGCAAACCAGUUGGUCUUUCAUCAUUUUGAGGAUGUUGAUGGUAUUAAAAAUUUGAACUGGUGUAAGUUCAUAUUGGAAAGUUUGGUUGAAAGACAUGCCCAGUGGGUCCAUAAUCCAGAUAAGCAGUUUUCUGGUCCUAUUGUCUUCUUGCUGGUUCAGUUGCUUUAUGUGGACAGGGUUGUGCAUUCCGACAGGGUCGUGCCUCGUCUUGUGCCAUCAUUACGUGGGUGGAGUUCUAGACAUCUUAAGGCUAGACAAUUAUCUGAGAUUCGGGCUGGAGGCUUUGGCCGAGGGGUUGUAGAAGGACAUAUUGUUGUUGCAACUGACAAUCAGGAGGACGCUGCUACUAGUGGGAGAGACUCACAGGCUCACACAACUGUCCCAAAGACUGAUGCUGAGGACUUCGAUGACAAGUCUGUUGCGUUAGGGAAGGCUCUGGAUGAUAUGGUGCAAUUCCUAGAGAGUCAUCCGGGUCAUACGACCAGUUCUGAUAUGUUUCGCCAUGUGCUCUCUGCUGCUCGCAGGAUCAUUACGCUAUCUGAUCAGCGUGGUCAUACAGCGGAAGACAACCAUGGUGGUACGGAGGGUGGUGCAACGCAGCUGGAAGAGGAUAUGUGGAACAAUCCAUACAAUCUACGUGCCGUUGAGGCGAUUGAGAAGGCGGCUCAGCAGACCAACUCUGUUCAACAAAUUCCUUCAUUUACUGUUAGCGCGAAUGCUGAUAUUCCUACCAAAGGAUGGACAGAGGUUGAAGCUAUUGUUCGACAGUAUGAUGACGUACCUAUGACUGACCCAUUACGGGGGUCGCGCUCAAAAUCACCAGAUGCAGUAAGUAUGAUUGUGUACAAGCGCAAGAAAUUACCACGUAGUUAGGUUGUUAGUACUGUAUGAUCACUUUUGUCAGUUAGUAAGCACUUAUCCUAUGGUGUAGGUUGCUUGUAUUCACAUUGCUUUUUUGUUAUGCCUGUACUGUUUUUUGUGGUCGUAGUAAACGCAGGGGGCAAGCAUCUGUAUACCGUAAGUGCAGGUCGUACUAUGAAGUUUCUGUUUUGCGCACAAGCUUAUAACUUUUAUUUCAAUCACAUUUAUUAGUACUUGUAUCCCCAUUACUGCCUCGCAUGAUUGUACCCCCUUUCAGACACAAUCUGCACACACUUGAACCCCAAUGUUUCCAUUUCACAUUAUAUAGGUCUCUAUG